Molecule: messenger RNA, 462 nt
Organism: Auanema sp. JU1783
Lineage: Eukaryota; Metazoa; Nematoda; Chromadorea; Rhabditida; Rhabditidae
Source: the annotation of a GenBank genome assembly
AUGAAGUUCCUGUGUUUGGUUGCCCUCGUUGGGGUAGCUGCUGCCAUGAGAGAUCAGUCCAUUGCUGUCAAAGGCAAGCUUUUAUGUGGAAACAAGGAAGCAGCUAAUGUUCGCAUCAAGUUAUGGGAAGAGGAUUCAGGACCAGAUCCAGACGACUUGCUCGACCAGGGAUACACAGAUGCUAAAGGAGAAUUCAUGCUUUCUGGAGGAACUGCUGAAUUAACUCCAAUCGACCCUGUUUUCAAAGUAUAUCACGAUUGCGACGAUAUUAUGCCUGGAUCUCGUAAGGUUAAAUUUGCUCUCCCUAAGAGCUACAUCACUAAUGGACCAACACCCAAGAAGACUUUCGACAUAGGAGUCAUCAAUCUUGAAACUAUCUUCAUGAAGGAAGAGCGUGAGAUGAUUGUCUCCAGAAAGAGAAGAGCUCAUCGUCACAUCUUGGAUGAUGAUCAUGACGAUUAA